Plasmopara halstedii is the source of this 1623-nucleotide messenger RNA. Its product is annotated as cell 5a endo--betaglucanase. Bases 1 to 1623 code for a protein of 540 amino acids. The record is from RefSeq and is a predicted model, not a curated record. The transcript has 2 exons. NCBI's taxonomy places the organism in Eukaryota, Oomycota, Peronosporomycetes, Peronosporales, Peronosporaceae.
AUGUCAGGACGUCCUAGUAAUUUAGGACGUAGUUCAUUUACAGGAGGUCGAAGCUCAGAAGUGGAACGAAUUAUUGCUGCAGCUGAUGUUGAUACAACAUUUGCAGGUAAAAAAGCACGUUAUCGUGGUCGUCAUGCGACUUGGCCUGGUGCUUUAGCUUUAUUACUUCUUGCAUUCAUUUCAAUUUUUGGUCUCACUUAUUAUGGAAUACAAGUACAUGAUAAUGUCAAUGAAACAGUUGCAAGUAGUGAAGCUGCCGAAGAAUCACGAUACACAGAUGGUACACAAAUUCGAGAUGGUAGUCCAAGUGAUACGACAUCAGAACUUGCCAUUACGAAUCCUAAAAUGUAUCUCGAUCGCAAAUGUGAACAACCUAAUUAUAUCAGUAAAAAUGGACGUAUUUUUGCUCAAUUUUCGGAUCAAAGUACGACCCAAAUUGAUAUUAAAGGCAUCAAUUGGAAAGGAAUGGAAGAUUCAAAAGGUGUGCCAAAAGGAUUAUGGGAUAAUACUGUUGAUGGUGAUUCACUUUAUCGAUUUGGGUACUUUUUACAUUACAACAAAUUUAAUGUUGUACGUUUUCCACUUUCGAUUGAUUCUGUAAUGCGAAAUACAGAAAUUGAUAUGAAUUUGAUCAAUUCCAAUUCAAAUCGUGCAUUAGGUACAGCAUCAAGAUAUAAUACACUUCUUGGUUUAUUAGUUCAAGGACUUGGACAAUUUAAUAUUGGCGUUGUACUUGAUUUUCAUGUGCUUUCUGCAACGGAUGAUGAUGGAUCUGGUCUAUGGUAUGGAUCAUCAAUUAAAUUAAAUGAUAUUAAAACAGCAAUUACGAAUUUGGCAGAAGAAAUGUGUGAUUCUACUCAUUUUAAUAUUAUUGGAAUUGAUUUGAAAGAUGGUUUGAAGUCCGAUGCAACAUGGGGAGAUGGAGCUGAUACAGAUUGGUCGAUUGCGGCAACAGAAUUAGCAAAUCACAUGUUGAAUAAAUGUCCGAAAUGGUUAGCUUUCAUCCAAGGUGUGCAGGGUGAAAGUCAUAAAGAUAUGUAUGGUGAACGUUCACUUAAGAAUACUUUCUUACCUGGAUCGGAUCUAUCUGGUAUCACUUUGAAUCCAAUUAAACUUAAAAAAGAGAACAAAAUUGUAUAUGCACCGAAAUUCUUCUCAAGCUCCGAGUCACCACGGCAAUUUUUCUUUCAAGAUGGUCAAACAAGUGGAAAUUUAUUGGAAGAUUAUGUCGAGCUUGAAGAUGCUGAUUUGUUGGCAAAUGUCAAACAGCAUAUGAAUUAUUCUUUUGGAGCAGCUUUUGAAUCUGGAUCGGCAGUAGUACUUUCGUCGUUUGGGGGUCUUGUGGGUAAACUUGAUGAAACGAAAAUGAAAACCAGUACACGUAUUAUCGAAAAUGUGAUUAGUCAAAUGGCUGGAUCAUCAGAACCAUUUCUAGCUGGUGGAUUCUGGUGGACAUUAAAUCCUGAUACAACAUGGCCGUAUCCUGCUCCUGAUAAUUCCAACUCGACAAAACAAGGAUUACUGGAUGAAACGUGGCGUACGGUGAACAUGGAGGUAUUGAAAACAUUGGCUGACAUGAACACAACGAUGAAAAGUGUCAAGUUCAUUCCAUGCUUGAAGUAA